Cololabis saira (Pacific saury) is the source of this 2095-nucleotide messenger RNA. RefSeq names its product YY1-associated factor 2-like. Gene Ontology annotation, biological process: positive regulation of DNA-templated transcription. The transcript is spliced from 4 exons. NCBI's taxonomy places the organism in Eukaryota, Metazoa, Chordata, Actinopteri, Beloniformes, Belonidae. The record is from RefSeq and is a predicted model, not a curated record. The coding region runs from base 112 to 657 and encodes 181 amino acids. Gene Ontology annotation, cellular component: nucleus. Gene Ontology annotation, molecular function: transcription coregulator activity; DNA binding.
GACAGGAGUUUCCACGACAGCUGAGAAGCUGCUCAAUGCGCGUGUUUUUUUUUUUUUUUUUACUUGUAAAAUUGCUUCUUCUCAACUCAUUUGACUUCAUUUUUUCGCAAAAUGGGAGAUAAAAAGAGUCCCACGAGGCCGAAGCGGCAGCACAAGCCGCUGGCGGACGACGGCUGCUGGGACUGCAGCGUGUGCACGUUCAGGAACAGCGCCGAGGCGUUCAAGUGCAUGAUGUGUGAUGUCAGGAAGGGGACGUCAACCCGAAAACCGCGGCCCGUUUCCCAACUGGUUUCACAGCAAGUAAAUCAACAGUUUGCAUCACCAACACAAAUCAAAAAAGAUAAGAAAGAAAAAUCAGAGAAAGACAGAAGUGACAAAGAACCAGCACUGAAAAAGAAGAGCUAUAAAAAAACGAGGCCCAGGUUAAAAAACAUAGACCGAAGCAGCGCUCAGCAUCUGGAGGUCACAGUUGGAGACUUGACUGUUAUUAUCACAGACUUUAAGGAAAAAGCCAAACCCACGUCCACUUCAACAGGUGCUGCUGCCACAGAGCAGCACAGUCAAAGCGGAUCAAGCUCGGAUAACACUGAACGAGGCGUCUCCAGAAGCUCGUCCCCCCGCGGAGAAGGCUCAUCAGUUAAUGGAGAGACUCACUAAUCCUUCCACUCCCAGCUCCGCACAACCCAUCCUUCUGCACUCCCAACAGCCUCAACCAGAGAUUUAACUUCAACAUGCCAGUGUGACAGCUUUUACUUCUAUUUAGGGUUGCAGUUUUUUUUUUACUGCCUUUCAAUAUUAAUUUAGAAGUCUGGAUGCACUAUUCGUUGGUAAACUUGCUCUUGAACACUUUUGCAAUAAAGCAGCAUCACGUUCAAGCUGUCAUCGCUACACAAAAAUGGAUUAUAGAAGAAAUGUCAAGAUGCCAUCUCAGAAUUGUAGUUUAUUUUUACAUUAUUGUUAUUAUUUGCACUUAAUGGCAUCCUUUUGUUUACAUAAACGUUUUGAGCAUUAUUUCUGUUUUGCCAUUAUAACACUGUUGGUUACUGAACUUUUUCCAUCCUUCAAUUUGUGCCAUUGGAUGCAAUAACUGUUUUACUGUCUAAUAUUUGAGUACAAAUAUUGAACAGUUUUACUCAGCAAGCUUUGCCUUCACUUGGUAGAGUUUAGCAUGAUUUAAUCUAUAGAAUGGUUUAUAUUGUACAAUUGUGAUAAAUAAAAUAAGCUGUAGAUACUUUGAUAUGUUUUUUUUAACCAUAUGUACAUAUUUUAAAUGACAUUUGCAUCUAUAUAUCCUUUAUUUUACAUCAUUAUGUUACAUGACAAAGGUACUUAAUGUAUCCUCUAUUGGAUUGCCCUUCAAGUAGGGUUAAGUAGGAUAAUUGAACCGGAGACCACUUCCCAUGUAAUUACUGUUUUAAAGAAAAGAAAGGGGGGGGCUUGCUAAUGUUUGAUUCAUUCUGUCAAAAUUGUGUUACUCCACAACAACAAAUGUUUCCGAGGAUGAAUAAUAAAUAUGAAUAAUACUUUUUAAAAUCUAAAGUUACACUUAGACUGCUUCAGUGGCCCUGGCAAAAUACAAGCUUGGCUGUUUUUGCAACUGCAAUACUAUAAGACGUAUUGCGUGUGGAAUGGUGGAUACAGUAUAUACUGCAUAUUGGCCUGGCAGUUGCCAUUAGUUUGUAGUAUGCCAAAGCACAACGGGAAAGUGGUCAUAUAAAGGCCAUGGCACUUAUCCAUCAUCUAUAUAAAGGCCAUGGCACUUAUCCAUCAUCUAUACAUGCUUAUUCCUGUUUUAGGGUCACAGCGAUCAUCUGCAGUCUCUGCCAGCUCUCUCUGUUUUAAGUACAUUUUGAUAAAAAUCAGUAUGGUGUACUGGGGGAGAGGGGGGCAUUAUUUGAAGUUUUUCAGUGAAUAUGUCAGGAGUGUUUAGAAUUACACUUGUGGUUCUAUGCUAUUUUCAUAAUAAAGUAUUUUUAAAGUGAUGUUUCCUUCAAGAAUUUAUCAUAAAGUAUAUCGUGUAUAUAUAGUGUAACUUUGUCCCUCCUCUGUAAACACUUCCCCCCUUGAAGCUCAUAGAUCCUAGUGCCACAACUUC